Messenger RNA from Truncatella angustata, 429 nucleotides. RefSeq lists its product as uncharacterized. The transcript is spliced from 3 exons. The coding region runs from base 1 to 429 and encodes 142 amino acids. The record is from RefSeq and is a predicted model, not a curated record. NCBI's taxonomy places the organism in Eukaryota, Fungi, Ascomycota, Sordariomycetes, Amphisphaeriales, Sporocadaceae.
AUGGCUGACUUAGACACCGUAGUCCAGUACGAUCCAGUUCCGAAAACUAAAUGGGUGAUUGUGACCACCUCGGUCGACAUCAGCAUAGAAGCGACGGCGAAACAAUCUUCUCUUGGAAAUACGACGGUCGUAACUUCGGCUGCCUGCAAAAAGCAGACUAGUCCAACCUUGUCCCUACCCUGUUCCGCCCAGAUCUGGGCGCUAUUUCCUCCCGCUUCGCUACUAUGGCAACCCCGCGACCCAGAAUCCGUAAUUAAUUUCAAUCUUGGAUCAUCUAUGUCAAAGACAUGGGCUCGGGCUCUCUUAUAUGCAGUACUAGGUUUGCUUGCAGGGUUUACGGUUGGUAAUCUCUCGAUGCCGGCCGUAGAUUUCACAAUAAGCAAAAUAAGCAAUCUGUUAGCUCUACCGGAUAAACAGCGUCUGGCAUAA